AUGGAGCCCCGGACUGGAGAUUUUGUGGACCUCGCGGACGUUCACCGAGCCGAAGACAAGCAUUUGCCCAGCCGGGCGGCGCUCAGAUCGCCUAUGCUCCCGAGUUGGCUGAUUUCCCCGGGCUUUCCAUUCGUCGCUGUCUCCGUGGCGGACUCGACAGGGUGGGUCGAGAGGGGUUGGGGGGCGAAGGAACUUCGCCGAGUGAUGCCGUGA
Molecule: messenger RNA, 213 nt
Organism: Penicillium waksmanii
Lineage: Eukaryota; Fungi; Ascomycota; Eurotiomycetes; Eurotiales; Aspergillaceae
Exons: 1
Coding region: 1-213 (70 amino acids)
Source: RefSeq, a predicted model, not a curated record